AUGACGGAGGUUGCUAGCGUGCCCGCAUUGGGCGGCCGGGAUUACUUUUUUGCGCCAAAGGGACGUGUUUUUCCGAACCAUGGAUUCACUUCGAGAUCCAUCGUUUAUAAGCGUUUUGCCGAGAACACUACCCCGUUGGCGUUGAGUGUCGGCCUUGUACUACCGACGAUGGUCGAUAUUCAGAUGAAGUUGGAUGAAUGUGUGGCAGAAGGGGUGGAUAUGCCCCUCUCGAAGGUGUUGGGUAUUAUGAAAGAGGCAGGAAAGGUGAAAUUUCUUAUCUUUGCGGACGCUGUUUCCCGUGUGGCGGUUCAGACCGGGUUUGCAUGUCUAUUAAUUCACUCCAACACGGCGUAUGGCAACUCGGUGGUGUUUUUGUGGGAUAUGUACCCGAAGAUGCAUCAAAUUCACGUGGCGGAUUUGGUGAAAUUUCUUCGCCUUCCCCCUUUUUUCUCCAGACUUUUUGGCCCGCUUCCAACGCAAUCGGAGUUGAGAGUAUACAACAUGCCCAUUUCUCCACUAGCCGCUGCCGAGGACUGCAUGAAACGUAGCACACUUCAACUACUGAGUGAUGUGGUUGUGGAUGCGGUUGAGUGUUGUGUGAUGCGGAAAUUGGCCCGCGGCUCAAGCAAAGGAUCCGGUGGUUUUUUGAAAAGAUCUGCCGUGCAUGUGACGCUGGGAGUGUUAAAAGUUUGUGGAUCGGCUGUGGGACGCGCGGUGGCUGGUGCACGUGGCGAAUAUUGGGGCGAGAUUGUGGGCAUUGCUGUGGCACCAGUGGCAUUUGCGCAGUUCUCUGUCGUCAUGCACGUGACUCGUCGACGCCACUCACGUGGCGUUAAACCAUCGGAGCGCACACGCAGCAGUAGCGGUGGUAGAAGCAAGGAGAGCGGUGCGCAGAGAGGGAACGGGCGUCGGACACCGUUGGAGAAGAAGGCGUAG
This is a messenger RNA of Trypanosoma cruzi, 936 nucleotides long. RefSeq lists its product as uncharacterized. Bases 1 to 936 code for a protein of 311 amino acids. The transcript has a single exon. NCBI's taxonomy places the organism in Eukaryota, Euglenozoa, Kinetoplastea, Trypanosomatida, Trypanosomatidae. The record is from RefSeq and is a predicted model, not a curated record.